AUGAGUGAAGCAGAACCUCACAGCUGGGAGAACGGCGUCCCGGUUUUCCGACCAAAUUACGAUGACUUUAGGGAUUUCCACGAGUACAUGGUAAAAGUCAACAAAUAUGGUAAGAGAAGCGGUAUAGUGAAGGUAAUUCCGCCAGAAGAAUGGGUCUCACAAUUAGAGAAACCGCUGGGGCCUGAGACACUGCAAAAAAUCCGGAUCAAAUCACCCAUCCAGCAACAUUUCAAUGGUUCGAAAGGUGUUUUCGUGGUACAGAAUGUGGAAAAACCCAAGACGUACAAUAUCAUACAGUGGAAAGAUUUAUCGUAUGAUUAUCGUCUUCCGGGUGGAUCAAGUGACUAUACAGGUGGUGGGGCAGAAAAUCCCCAUAAUUCUUCAACGGACGACCAUCGCCAGGAAACGGAUGGAGUGAGAAAAUCACCUUCACCGCUUAAAUCAUCAAAAGUUAAGCUAAGAAAUCACGAAAGCUUCUCCAAAGAAGACUACGAAAACUUUGCACAUCACUACAAUCACGAUAGUCUAAGCGAAUUCCAUGAUCCAAAAAGGUUACAAUUUUUGGAGUCCUACUUUUGGAAGACCUUAGCAUUUACACCACCCAUGUAUGGUGCAGAUACACUAGGAACACUGUUUCAAGAAAACCUCGAUGUGUGGAACGUAUCCAAACUGCCGAGUCUUCUGGACCACGUGCGCACCAAGGUUCCGGGUGUUAACGACUCCUACCUAUACGCAGGCCUGUGGAAAGCGUCAUUUGCUUGGCACUUAGAGGAUCAGGAUCUUUAUUCUAUUAACUACAUUCACUUUGGAGCUCCUAAACAGUGGUAUGCGAUUCCACAGGAGCACUCUGAUAAAUUUUACAAGUUCAUGCAAGAACAGUUUCCGGAGCACUCGGCCAAGUGCGACGAGUUUCUGAGACACAAGACGUUUCUUGUCUCUCCCAAGACACUAGAAAAAAACGGUAUACCGUGCAACAAAAUCGUGCACUAUCAAAAUGAAUUCAUUAUCACAUAUCCUUACGGUUAUCACGCUGGGUUCAAUUACGGGUACAACCUAGCAGAAUCAGUCAAUUUUGCAUUAGAAGACUGGCUUGAUAUAGGAUCGAAGGCUAAAAAAUGUCUGUGCGUUGACGACGCAGUCGGCAUCGAUGUCGAAAAACUGAAAAAUGAUUGGGCCAUUGGUAAACAGAAACGAGGCAUAAAUGAAAUCAAGGAGGAGCCUUCCGAUUUCCGUAACCCACGAAAAGAUACUGUCAAAAAGUUAAGAAUGGAAGCUCAAGCAAGCAGUCCUGUACUGAAAGGAGAAAAAAUAGCGAAAACAGCCGAUGUAAAGAAGGAGAAAUCAAACUUCGAGGUAGUGUGUCCCACUCCUGGACGUUCUUUGGCAUUCAACAGAUUGUCUGAUCGAGAAACAACUAAAAUGAAAGGCUUUAACGAGCUAUUACACCAUAGCUCUUAUGAGCUACAGAGUAUGGAAGAUAAUGCCCAACAGAGUGCUAUACGAUCUACCACUCCCAACCCUGGUCAAUACUACAGCGGGCUUAGUCAAUCCUUGAGCCGCAUAUCAUCCCCUCUACUUUCUCGCAUGAUGGAUCUGUCUAAUAUUGUCGAACCGACUUUGGAAGAUCCGACUUUAAAAUUUAAGAAGAAUAUUUCGGCUCAAACACAGGGCGCGAAUCCGUCUCAAACAACUCAGAUGCUUGAUGACCAUGAUGACAACAUGCUAGCACUCAGUUUGGCUUCCAUGGCGAGUGGCGCUUCGUCUCCUAGGUACCCACUUCCGCCUAUACAACCGAGACCAUACUCACCAGCAGGGGCAGGGGAUACUAUGUUGGCAUCAGGACCGAUGUACGAGCAAAAUAACCCAUUCAGCUACUAUUCAUCAUUCAAAAGUGCCGUCAACUCACCCCAACCUAGUUCACCGGGUCUCUCAAAUCUUCCUUUCAUAAAAAGGCUCAAAAGUCCUAAUAGAGUCACGCUCAAUAUAUCUCGAGAAUCCUCGAGAAGUCCGGUUUCGUUGAAUGGAGAGUUCAAGUCACCAUUAUCAACCAAACUCCCGACCAACGGGACAACGGCAAUUAAUUCCAACCUAAGCCAAACGACCACGAUAGAUAGGUCAUCCCCUUCGUCGCCUGCGGAAGUGAAGCCAUCAGUUCCAGAAUCCCCAAAAAGACCUGCCACGCAAUCGAAGAUAAGUUCUGAUGAAAUCAUCGUUUCAGACAAAGGAAAAGUAUACGUAUGCCAAGAGUGCAAGCGUCAAUUUUCGUCUGGACACCAUCUUACACGGCAUAAGAAAUCAGUCCAUUCUGGAGAGAAACCUCACUCUUGUCCGAAGUGCGGGAAGAAAUUCAAAAGGCGUGAUCACGUACUGCAGCACUUGAACAAAAAGAUUCCGUGCACGGUGGACGGCGGCGAAAGUCCACCACCAAAAUCCGCUGACAACAGUAGAGAGCUCGUGGUGGAAAACAGAGAAGACCGGUAUGUUGAGACUUUGAGUGAUGGCGCUUUGCGAAGUGUUUGA
Molecule: messenger RNA, 2520 nt
Organism: Lachancea lanzarotensis
Lineage: Eukaryota; Fungi; Ascomycota; Saccharomycetes; Saccharomycetales; Saccharomycetaceae
Product: LALA0S07e07030g1_1
Exons: 1
Coding region: 1-2520 (839 amino acids)
Biological process (GO): chromatin remodeling
Cellular component (GO): nucleus
Molecular function (GO): histone H3K9 demethylase activity; histone H3K36 demethylase activity
Source: RefSeq, a predicted model, not a curated record